AUGGCGGACAACAACGACCGGCCCACGAGCUCUCAGAGCUCUGACAAAGGAGGCGACGACUUCGAAGACGCCUCUGAGGUUACUCCUCGCCCAGAUUCACAGUCUGACCGGUCACGGCCACGGUCUCUCCUGAGCAAGCGCGACUCCUCCACCUCCUCGGCCCGCGAUAGCAGAGACGAUUCGCCCCCGCCUGACGUGCCAGAAGUGCCCGACCCAGCCAAGGAAGUCGAGGACGACCCAGUCAAGGAAGUCAAGGACGACGACCAAGUCAACGAGGACACAGCCAAGGAGAAGCCCGGCGACGAGAAAUCGAGCGACGAGAAAUCCUCCCCCAACUCGCCUCUCCUCACAGCGCAUAGGAUAUCGGUGACUUCAGAUAUGGACGAUGUGUCCCUAGACGGUGACAAUGCCAAAAACUCCACAACACCGCCGAAACUACCGUCGCGGGAUUCUCGAGACUCAACCAGCAGUGCACUCCAAGGCUUGUCUGGCAGAAUGUCUCCAGUCAAGUUUCCUCCGCCACCCCACCCUCCUACACUUCAAGAAAAAGCAGCACCGCCACCGCCCGCAUCAAGAAAGCUAACGAGCCCCUUUUCCUGGCUAUCACGGAACAGCUCCAGCAAGAAGACGGAUUCAGGAAGCACUUCAACCGCAGACAAGCGCAAUACCAAUGCCUCGAUCAAUACGCUCGGUAGCAAUCCUGAGCUCACCCUCAGCAGGAUCGAAGACGAGGAUCGGACAAACAACCGGUCGAGCUCAGGCAGCUUACGCGACCGGUUCAAAUUUCUAAGGAUGAGAGAAGAGGCCGGCAUCACCAUGACAGAUGAGAACGGUGCCGAAGCGAGUCCUGGAGGUGCACUCGCUGGUCUCGUUGGGCGUUCUACAAGUGUGAGUCUUGGAGUAGGUAGUCCUACUGGACUGGUAGAGGAUGGUCCCGGAAGCCCGCAUCAGCCCACGGUCAACCCAAACCUGGCUCCUGGUACCGCUUCUGGAUUUGCAGCUGGCCCUGCCCCUGAUGCCGCCGAGCCGGUGGAUUGGGAUCUAUGGCAGUCGGUCGUCAAUGAAGGACCUGCAGCUAUCGCACGUACUAGCCCAGAAGAACUGAACCGAGCCAUCGCAAGUGGGAUCCCGCAGGUCAUUCGUGGUGUCAUAUGGCAGGUACUUGCACAAAGCAAGAAUGAAGAGCUGGAGAACAAGUACAGGGAAUUGGUCGCUCGGGGAACAGACAAGGAGCACACGCCUGUCAAAACCCCCAACUCGGGUACCCAAGUCAACGGAAACAAGGAGAAAGACUCCGUUGCUUCCUCAUCGUCUUCCGUUCAUUCGGACUACUCAACACCAGCAACCACCACUGCGAGUGGCACAGCUCCAUUACCCUCACCGUCCGUUACGUCAGAUAGCUCCGAGGAUCCCAUUAAAGCACAGGCAAGAAUGGCUGCUGAAAAGAAGCAAAGCGCUGCCGCUGUUGCAAAAUUAGAAAAGGCCAUCAAGCGCGACUUGGGGGCCAGGACGAGCUACUCCAAGUAUGUCAUGGCAGCUGGUCUGCAAGACGGCCUUUUCGGCAUCUGCAAGGCAUAUGCGCUAUACGAUGAUGCGGUUGGUUACGCUCAAGGCAUGAACUUUAUUGCUAUGCCUUUGCUGUUCAAUAUGCCCGAGGAAGAAGCUUUCAGCCUUUUCGUUACGCUCAUGAACAAGUACGGCUUGCGCGACCUGUUCGUACAUGACAUGCCUGGCCUUCAUCUCCAUCUCUACCAAUUCGAGCGUCUAUUAGAAGAGUUUGAGCCAGCACUUUACUGCCAUCUGCGACGACGAGAGGUCAAGCCACAACUUUACGCCACGCAAUGGUUUCUUACCCUGUUUGCCUACCGAUUUCCUCUCCAGCUUGUACUCAGAAUAUACGACUUGAUCCUCAGUGAGGGUCUUGAGUCUGCCAUUUUGAAGUUUGGUAUCGUACUGAUGCAGAAGAAUGCCGAGACGCUAUUGAAGAUGAAGGACAUGUCUACUCUCACCAACUUUCUCAAGGAGCGGCUCUUUGACGUUUACAUUGACAAGGCUCCUUCGGCGAAUUCCAUCCUCGAGAAUGGCUUCUUUGGCUCAACAGCAGGAAUUGACAAGGAAGUCUACCGCGCUGACAUGCUUGUGCAAGAUGCGGUUGCCAUCAAGGUGACGCCAGAGAUGCUGAAGCAAUACACUGCAGAGUGGAAGGAGCAACAACGUGUGGAGAAGGAUCGUGAGACGGAGCUCCAGGGUCUGAAAGAAAAGGUAGCCCACCUAGAGUCCAAGGUCCGCCUACUUGAGACUCGUGCGGAGCAGUCGGACAUGGAGCAUGUGCAGAUGGCCUCGGAGUUGGUCAAGACCAAGGUCGAGAAUGAGAGUCUCGCUGAAGAGAAUGAGACAUUCAGGACCAAAGUGACUGAGCUCCAGAAGAUUGUGGACACGCAGCCAGAUGAGGUCGAGGCCCGGUUGAAGAGUGAGAUGGAGACUGUGAUGCAAAAGAACAUCAUGGUCCAUAAUGAGAAUCGCAGCCUGGAAGAGGCGAUGGCCGAGAUGGAGAAGGAACUUGUGGAGACGAAGAUGCAAUGGGCUACUAUCAACGAGGAGUACGAGAGCCUUAAACAAAAGUGGAACAGCGUGUCGAGCAUGAUGAAGUAA
Molecule: messenger RNA, 2652 nt
Organism: Plenodomus lingam JN3
Lineage: Eukaryota; Fungi; Ascomycota; Dothideomycetes; Pleosporales; Leptosphaeriaceae
Source: RefSeq, a predicted model, not a curated record